GAAUCCGGCAGGUCGGAAUUCUCAGUCCAUUUUUUUUUUCAAUCCCAUAUGCUGUGUUUGAUCAACUAAUCACCGUUGAUCAUCAUCACGUAUAUAUACACGCAACCUAUAACCGUUGAUGUGGAUGCUUCUCGUUGAGAUUCAUGGCUUGGCGCUUCUUCUCCUUCCUUUCUAAAACCCUAAACCCUAACCGCAACCCCUCUUCCUCCACAGCCCCGUUCUCCACCUCCUUCCUCGUCACCAAAACCCCCAAAAAAUUCAAGAAAAAACGCAAACCCAAACCCAGCCCGAGAACCACCCCGGUCCAGACCGAACCGAACCGCAUCCCCCAAUUCGAGCGCAUUCUCCACCGCGACGCCCUCCUCCGCUUCGUGACCCGCUCGAAGCAGUUCCUCUCCGCCCAGCCGGAGCACGUCCUCCGCCUCGACGACGCCGGCAAGCUCCACCGCGAGCUCGGGUUCCCGCGCGGCCGCAAGGUCUCCCGCUUCCUCCUGCGCCACCCGCUCCUCUUCCAGACCUACCGCCACUCCGACGGCAAAACAUGGCUAGGGUUCACCGACCUUAUGGAGGACCUCCUCGCAGAGGAACGCUCCCUCAUGGACCAAUUGGAACUCGACCGCGUCGAGAAGGUUCGGAAGCUCCUCAUGAUGUCCGCGCGCAACCGCAUCCCCCUCAGCAAGAUCCACCACUGUAGAACCCUAUUUGGCAUCCCCGACGAUUUCCGCGAUAGGGUUUCCAAAUACCCUAAUUUUUUCAAUAUUGUGGUUGAAAACGACGGGAGGAGGGUGCUGGAGUUGGUUAACUGGGACCCACUUCUGGCAGUGAGUGCCUUAGAGAAAGAGUUCGUUGUUGACGAGGAUUCCGCGAAGAGGAAGUUUAGGUUUCCGGUGAAGUAUGGGAAGGAUUUGGAUUUGGAAUUGGAUGAUAGUAGGAAGCUUAAUUUGCUCAACGCGCUUCCUUUGGUGUCUCCGUAUUCGGAUGGGUGUAAGAUCGAUGUGUGGACGUUGGAGGCGGAGAAGUAUAGGGUUGGGGUGAUUCAUGAGUUCUUGAGCUUGACGUUGGAGAAGAGGGCGUCGAUUCAUCACCUUGUGGUGUUUAAGGAGGAGUUUAGUUUGACUAAGCAUACUUAUCAGAUGCUGCGGAAGCAGCCGCGGGCGUUUUACUUGGCCGGAACCGAGAUGAAUUGGGGUGUGUUCUUGAAGGAUUCGUAUGAUGGAAAUGGGGUUUUGAUUGAGAAGGACCCACAGGUGGUGUUUAAUGAGAAGCUUUAUAAGUAUGCUCAGGUGGACCAAAUGGAACCCGGGUGUGAUGAUGGGGUGGAAGAGCCACAUUUGAGUUAAUUGCAAUGUGAUGAUUUUGGGGAAGAGAAAUCAGAAAUGUGUACUGAGAAGCAUGCAGAGGUUUUGAAAGUUGUUGAGAAAAGAAGCCUCAAUUGGAGCUCUCUUCAAUUUAAGGGUGCUCUGAAACAGAAAUCAAAUGGUUUUCUGAUAAUGGGAUGCAAAAGGAAGAAAAAGGUUUAUUUUGAUGAUUCAAUCUAUUCUCGUGAUUGGCUUCACGGGUCCUCUUUGAUUCCAAGGAAGAACAAUGAGGAUUGGAUAGGUGGCAACUGGCUAGGAUUUUAGGUUCCUCAAGGUUAACAUUUUAUCUGGGUAUACGAGGUUCCAUAGUUUCAACUUUUUUUUAAUAGCUAGUUUCAACUUUCUAUCUAGGUUGUGUUGUCAUUUUUUGUAUAGUUGUUUUUUUCUGUACCAAUUUUUUCUGUAGUUAUUAAUAAAUAAAUAUGAAUAUUUUUGCAUUAUUUC
Messenger RNA from Glycine soja, 1802 nucleotides. RefSeq names its product protein WHAT'S THIS FACTOR 1, chloroplastic-like. Gene Ontology annotation, molecular function: RNA binding. The transcript has a single exon. Bases 144 to 1340 code for a protein of 398 amino acids. NCBI's taxonomy places the organism in Eukaryota, Viridiplantae, Streptophyta, Magnoliopsida, Fabales, Fabaceae. The record is from RefSeq and is a predicted model, not a curated record.